Jaculus jaculus (lesser Egyptian jerboa) is the source of this 5168-nucleotide messenger RNA. RefSeq names its product MLLT3 super elongation complex subunit (gene Mllt3). The coding region runs from base 230 to 1942 and encodes 570 amino acids. The record is from RefSeq and is a predicted model, not a curated record. The transcript has 11 exons. NCBI's taxonomy places the organism in Eukaryota, Metazoa, Chordata, Mammalia, Rodentia, Dipodidae. Gene Ontology annotation, biological process: regulation of DNA-templated transcription. Gene Ontology annotation, cellular component: super elongation complex.
AGAAGCGCACUCACACACUCCCUCUCGCUCACACGCGCGCACUCUCGCUCUCUCUCUCUCUCUCACACACACACUCACACGGUGGAAGGAGGCGAAUAAUAACUCAGCCAUAUUCCAGCCGCCGCCGCCGGGAGCUGCGGACACACACACGCACACACACUCGCCCAGUCCGGGGACGCGGCGAGCAGCCUCGGCGGCCGCACCUCCGCCAAGCGCCGCGGCCGCGACCAUGUGUGCCGUGCAGGUGAAGCUGGAGCUGGGGCACCGCGCCCAGGUGAGGAAAAAACCCACCGUGGAGGGCUUCACCCACGACUGGAUGGUGUUCGUGCGCGGCCCGGAGCACAGUAACAUACAGCACUUUGUGGAGAAAGUCGUCUUCCACUUGCACGAAAGCUUUCCUAGGCCAAAAAGAGUGUGCAAAGAUCCACCUUACAAAGUAGAAGAAUCUGGUUAUGCUGGUUUCAUUUUGCCAAUUGAGGUUUAUUUUAAAAACAAGGAAGAACCUAAGAAAGUCCGCUUUGAUUAUGACUUAUUCCUGCAUCUUGAAGGCCAUCCACCAGUGAAUCACCUCCGCUGUGAAAAGCUGACUUUCAACAACCCCACCGAGGAUUUUAGGAAAAAGUUGCUGAAGGCAGGAGGGGACCCUAAUAGGAGCAUUCAUACCAGCAGCAGCAGCAGCAGCAGCAGUAGUAGCAGCAGCAGCAGCAGCAGCAGCAGUAGCAGCAGCAGCAGCAGCAGCAGCAGUAGCAGCAGCAGCAGCAGCAGCAGUAGCAGCAGCAGCAGCAGCAGCAGCAGUAGUAGUACCAGUUUUUCAAAGCCUCACAAAUUAAUGAAGGAGCACAAGGAAAAACCUUCUAAAGACUCCAGAGAACAUAAAAGUGCCUUCAAAGAACCUUCCAGGGAUCACAACAAAUCUUCCAAAGAAUCCUCUAAGAAACCCAAAGAAAAUAAACCACUGAAAGAAGAGAAAAUAGUUCCUAAGAUGGCCUUCAAGGAACCUAAACCCAUGUCAAAAGAGCCAAAACCAGACAGUAACUUACUCACCAUCACCAGUGGACAGCAAGAUAAGAAGGCUCCCAGUAAAAGGCCCCCCAUUUCUGAUUCUGAAGAACUCUCUGCCAAAAAGAGGAAAAAGAGUAGCUCAGAGGCUUUAUUUAAAAGUUUUUCUAAUGCACCACCACUGAUACUCACUUGUUCUGCUGAGAAAAAGCAGAUCAAAGAUAAAUCUCAUGUCAAGAUGGGAAAGGUCAAAAUUGAAAGUGAGGCAUCAGAAAAGAAGAAAUCGACUUUGCCACCAUUUGAUGAUAUUGUAGAUCCCAAUGACUCAGACGUGGAGGAGAAUAUGUCCUCUAAAUCUGACUCCGAGCAACCCAGUCCUGCCAGUUCCAGCUCCAGCUCCAGCUCCAGCUUCACACCAUCCCAGACCAGGCAACAAGGUCCUUUAAGGUCCAUCAUGAAAGAUCUGCACUCUGAUGACAAUGAGGAGGAAUCUGACGAGGCAGAGGAUAACGACAAUGACUCUGAAAUGGAGAGACCUGUAAAUAGAGGAGGCAGUCGAAGUCGCAGAGUCAGCUUGAGUGAUGGCAGUGACAGCGAGAGCAGUUCUGCUUCUUCUCCACUACAUCAUGAGCCUCCACCACCAUUAUUGAAAACCAACAACAACCAGAUUCUUGAAGUGAAAAGUCCAAUAAAGCAAAACAAAUCAGAUAAGCAAAUAAAGAAUGGUGAAUGUGACAAGGCAUACCUAGACGAGUUGGUAGAACUCCACAGAAGGUUAAUGACUCUGAGGGAGAGACACAUUCUGCAGCAGAUCGUGAACCUCAUAGAAGAAACUGGACACUUUCAUAUCACAAAUACAACAUUUGAUUUUGAUCUUUGCUCACUGGACAAAACUACAGUCCGUAAAUUACAGAGUUACCUGGAAACAUCUGGAACAUCCUGAGGAUACAACAACUGGAUGCAUCAAAAACUAUUGUUUUUUUUUUGGUUGUGAUUUUUUUUGUUGUUGUUUAUAUGAAAACACUCAGAAUGAUACAACCAAAAGGGAAAAAAUAAAAAUCAAACAACCGUCAGCUUUAUUUUUCUUUAAAGCCAGUCAUCAUCUCUUGACAAAGGAGAGGUUAUACCAACCAGCCUCAGUGGACCACUCUUCUCUCCAAGGAAACCCCCAGGAGGAGUUAGCCUGGAUAGCCUUGAAAACAAAGCAAACACAACACGAGAAAACUCAAAGAAUGUGUAUGGUAUCAUAUCUCUCUGUGGUGGUUCAUUCCACAGGACGAAUGCAUAUUCAACACACUGCCUUAUUACAUAACUGAUCUAUUUAUUAUCACAUACAGAUACUCUGAAGCUUCGAGGGAAUGACACCACCAGAUGUUAUAAGUACUUGGUCCGUGGGUGCUCUUUCUGUGCAGCACCCUUGCCGCCCCAAGCCCAGUGACCUUACACGCGUACCCUGCCACCUUCCACCAACUUUCUCCAAGUCCUUUCACUUGUUUCAGCCUGUGUUUCCCACCUUUUGUUUUCCCACUUCCAGGACACCGUUGUCAGCUGGGGGGACCAAAUAGCCACCUUGAUUUUCUUCUUUGUGGUCUUUUUCCUAAAAGUUGGGGCCCAGUCCUUGGCUGUAUCCAUGUAAUGAUCUUGGACCUUGGUAGAAAAUGCACCAAAUAAGAUCAUCUGAAUUGCUGUCUAGCCUUAGUCAAUAAACCCGUAGGACUUUUAACAGAAAAUGUACCUGUAACGUCAUAAACCCACCAUUGUUGAACUGUCACCAACAUUCUUGUGUCUGUGUUACUGUUGCAAUGUUAGGUGAAUAUGGAAGUAAAAGCCUUCCACAGGAUCAUCACUUAAAACUGAGGAAUUCUGGUCCUGUUUUCUAAAGAAGCAUUAUAGAAAUUCUUAAUUUGGAUCUAUUUAUUAGUGAGAGCUUCAGCUCUCUUCAGCUUCCAAUAUGGGAAUCAUCUUUCCAAACAAAACAAGACAGGAAUCAAAGUUUUUAUUUGUUCACGUACAAUUCUUCUAGACUCUUUUAUAGUUAAAAAAAUUUAAAUCUUUCUUUGGGGGAAAUGCUUGGUUAUUCUGUCAUGACGGACUCUAUGAAUUUGUAGAUGCAGUGGUUGGAUACCUGUUUAGUCUCUUGCUGAUGUUUCCAGAAGGAAGUCGUGUAUAGGUGAAAGUAAAAAUGGUUGGGGGGGGGAGAUUUUUGUUCUUGUUGUACCCUUGUUUUGAAACUAGAAAUCUGUCCUGUGGCAUGCAAAAAGAAAGCAAAUUAUUUUUAAAAGAAAAAAAAAAAACCAAAGUACUUUUGGUGUCAUUAUUCUAUACUCUCCAUAAAUGGAGGGUUUACAACUGACAACGGCUCACCUUCCUCGUUUUUACCAGAGCUCAACUGAAAAGAGAUGAAGACUUCUGGAUCCAAAGGUUCGUCACUGGAUCAGCCUUAAGAAAGUCUCUACUGUGUUAACAGACCAGUGCCCCCACGUUUGUUCCCAUGACAGAUGCUAUCUUUUCAUUCACAGAUUAACUAGUGUCUGUACAGAAAAUGGUCUUUCCAGACCCAUUCUUUCAGGCAGUAAUGUAAAUGCAGAUUAAUAAUGGAGUGAUUUCUGCAUUUUAAAAAAGGUUGCUUUUUUUUUUUUUACACUGUUUCUUUCUAUCCAAAGAAACUAUUUGUUUUUCUUUCUAGAAACUUAUAAUACAGCCAUGGUCUUUGUAAAUGACUUCUCUGAAGUGUCCUCCCAGAGGACAAGUGUACUUUUUCAAGAAUGUUAUGAUUCUUCAUGAAGAUUGGCAUGAACCGUACUUGAAGCAUUUGCCAUACAGUCUGCUUUACAGUGUGCAAUUACAUAGAGAAUUUCCAAGUCAUUUAAGACAUCAGGUGGCUGAUGAAUUUGUUGUAUGGAUUUAGUCAUAUUUGUUUUUAACUUUACAGGUGAAAAGGGAGAGCUAUGAUUAUAUGCAAAUAAUGUUUGCAAAAUUUAAAAAUCUUUGAAAAUGUCUAACUACAAAUCCACACAUUCUCAUUAAACCAGAAAAACAUAUGGUUUACUUAAUAUAUUUGUGUAAUUUAACUAGAAACAUACAUAUGUAGUUUGGGCCACUUUUAUUUUUAUAACCAAAUUAUGUGGUUAAAUAUAAUUUGGCAUUGUUAGAUUUUGUUUAAGUUAUAAAUAAAAAUAAGAUCAGAUGAGAAAUUAUCCCCCCAAAAGAAGUAACUUAGGAAGGGGGGUUCAGAAAAGGGCAGCUAUUGUAAUAAAAAAAAUUAGAUAGGGAAAAUUAGCUGACAGUGCAGAGGUCUUUAUAUCAUAAAAUGUAAGUUUGUAGACUAAUAACCACAUUCAGAAAAGCUUCCCAGUCUAUUACUCAUUCCGGUAUCACAUAAAGUACCACAAAAUCCUGGAGUAAGAGUCAUGUUACAGGUUUUAUUUCAAGAUGUCCACUUGCUGUUCACAUGUAAUUUUUACAUACAGAAGUAAUAAUGAAUCUCAAAGAGGUAUGAUGCUUCUCUUGAAGUAGCCCACUUAGUUCUGCCACAUUUUUAUAAACUCACUUCUGAAACUUAAGAAUAUUUUUGACACAUCUGCAACCUAACAGUGGCUUUGGUUUUUUUAAGCACAAAGGGAAAUGGCAGGGUUUAAUUUCUUUAUUGUGUGUGUGUAUAUAUAUAUAUAAAUAUAUAUAAAUAUAUAAAUAGACAUUUCAAGUAAAAUUAAUUGGAUGAAUGUGAAUAUGGUUUGAACCAGCCAGAGUAUGAUAAACUGUCUUUAAAUUUGUCCCAUGUGAUUUGAGGGAGGGGAUGUCGAUACAGAACUUUUCCCCCUUGUUACAGGUGUGUGAGAAGGAGUCCUUCUAUUUGACACACUAAACAUGUUAGCAACAAAAUUAUGUGUAGUUAUAUCACACCUUCCUCAUACUCUGCAGACAGAUAGAGCUGUCCACAUAUUGUGUCACAGUCAAGAAGAACAUAAAAAUUACCAACCAGAGAUAAGAACUUUAGGGAAAAUAACAAACAGCAAGACCUCAUAAGAGUGUGUUCUAAACAUUUUUUCAAUUGUUAAGCAAAUCUCUUAACCUGAAUAAUUUCCUGUUUGGUGGAAAGAGCAAAUACAAUUGGUUUUCUUGUACUAAGAAAUUUCUUCCAAACAAAUAAAACUUUUGCUGAUAUCGUU